UACUUGGAUAAAAAGAGAUAACUGGAAUGGGAUCCAUUUAUUUGGUUUGUGAAGUGGCAUCCAAACACACAGCCUUCAGAGUAGAGUGCAGUGGUGUGUAAUCAUAUUAUGACCUACGCUAAUGGAUUGUUUUACAGGAUCAGAACAUCGUGCAAAGAUUGGAAUCUAACUGUUAAUAGUUGUGGAUCACUUGUGAAUGAAUUUAGCCAUUAUGGAACAAAAUGGGAGGCAGAUCGUGAUGCUUGGACCCGCACAGUGUGUAUUCCUGUAGCUUUUCUGCUGAAGUCCUAGGCUAGGGAGAAUAGUGGAGAAGGGCUAAACAGACGGGGGCUGGCCCAGCCCUGCGAAGAAGAAGGGAUAUAAAAUGGCCUCUGGAUCGAUCAGCGCACUUAACGAGCGCUUGAGAAGCUCCGCUGGCAAAGGAAACUGGGAGGAAAUCGAGCAGCUACUUCGGCAUGGGGCAACCUUUGAAGCUGAUAAGUAUGGGAGAACAGCUCUGCACUAUGCUGCACACUAUGGGCAAGUCAAGACCCUCAGAGUCUGCAUUUCAAGGGGGUGUGAGCUAGACAAAGUGGACACAUAUGGCUGUACUGCGUUGCACAAAGCUAUAGCACCAGAUGGACACGUGGAGGCUGUGAGGGCGCUCAUCGACGAGGGGUGCGAUGUGGACGGCCAAGAUGGAAAUGGUAACACGUGUGUGCAUGAAGGUGCUAUGAAGGGCUUCAGUCAGUCUAUGGAUGUGCUUAUCAAGAUUGGAAAGGCCAACAUUCACACCGGCAACAAGAAUGGCGAGAGGGCUAUCCAUCUUGCAUGCCAGCAUGGUCACAAUCAGAGCACUAGAAUACUGCUAAAAGCUGGUUCUCAUCCAGAUGUAAAAAACAGUUCUGGAGAAACACCACUUCAUAUUGCAUGCCUCUAUGGCCAGAUAACAUGUGCAAGGAUUCUCAUUAGUGCAGAGUGUGAUAUCAACAUGAAAAAUAAGGACGGUAACACACCUCUGCACAUCGCAGCUGGACUUGGCAAGCUCAAGAUUGCCAGACUUCUCUUAGAGUCACUGUGUGAGGUCAAGAUACGCAACAAGAGCAAUCAGACUCCUCUGGAUGUAGCCCGACAGACCGACCAGCGUGAUGCAGCACUUCUCAUCAUUGGAGCACAUAGGAUGAAGAAAGGGAAGCUCUCGUUUUUCUCUCGGAACAAGAAGAAGGAUAGUAGCAAGCUGGAUGGCUUUGGAAAUUCAUCUCAUCAUCACCAAAGUGACAGUUCACCUAAUGAUAAACAUAAACGCAAGCACACCGAUGAUAGGAGAGGUGAUGAUGAUAUGGAUGGGGGCCAGGGUGGGGCUAGGAUCCGAGGACGGAGAGAGAUGGAAGCUGGGGACAGACAUUCUUCAGGAAGCAGUAAAGGAAAGUCAAAGAAGAAGAGAGACAAGAGUCAAGGACAGAACCUCUUUGUGAGAGAGGAGAUGAAGAAACAUUUGAAGUCGGAGAAGAAACUCCAGGAACAAAUCCAUCUUGGUCGGGAGUUGGGCAAUUGCCAACACACAGAGCAGGGGAACCCCCAUUUCAGGACUCAACUCUUCAAAGACAAGACUGGAAAGGUACUUCAUGUUCCCAUGCCGGUGCACUGCAACUGUACCCCUUACAUCAAGAAACUUGAGAACCAGGUGGAAGCGAGUAAAGAGAGACUCCUGCAUGAAAUAGAUAUAUCCAAAGCUCGCUUUGAGAGCAGAAUGAACAACAUGGAGAAGCGUAUGACCCACCAAGCUCAGUGCAUGGAUCAACUGUGCAAGGAACGAAUAGCAGCUGAGAAAGGGGACUGCAUUCAUAGGAUAGAUAAGAGAGCAAGAGAGGAGAGGAAGGCAUGGUCGGAGGAGCAUGAUGCUCGGACAGAUGUGCUGAGGAGAGAACUGAGGCACUGGUUUGAGUCGAGGAUUCAGCCUCUCCAUGAGCAGUUGAGCAGGACCAUGGAUGAUGCAGAGACUGCAUCUUCUACGAGGAGAAGUCGUCCCAGGGCGGGGUUCUACCGGUUGAAUGGUCGUGAGGUGGUCACUCAUCGAAAGAGAUCAAAAUCACUUGGGAAUGUCAGUGAUUGUGAUUUAGAGGAAGAAGACGAGGAAGAUACCGAUGAAGAGAGCGAAGAUGAAAGUGAAGAUGAGGAGGAGGAGAAAGAGCAUGCAAGGAAAAACAGCCGUGUCAAGGAGCGUCCUGUAUCCUCCAGUCAACCUAGCGAACAGUCUCCUCACCACUACAAGAAGACAGAGACAGCAAAAGCUAAGGACUAUGCCAAGUCUGGUGCCAUUCCAAAGUCAUCCAGGAGUGGCAGCUUUAGACUAGCAGUUAGCGAUGAAGAUCGUGCCAGUGGCAGCAGUAGCAAUAGUAGUACACCUCUCAGUAUGGUUGAUGGUACUUACCGACCUCCGCUCAUUACUGCUCAUGAACACUCCCCUAACACCGAUUCCCAUCACUCGCUUCCCGCCGAUUUUGUCUUUCCAUCUCAAGAAACGGACGAUACUGAAUCUUCAGAAUCCUCAGAAUCUGAAACCACAUCUCAGCAAUCGCUGGAGACGGUGUCGUACAAACCCAAAUCAAUAAGCGGUGUAUCAUCGUCCACCAGAGACUCUGGUCUUCACACCUUGAAGGGGUCCAGUGUGUCAUCAGAUCGAAGGUCGCAUGGCCCAACCAGGGCAGACUUGAUAGCCUAUCAAGCCCUUACCGUCAAUGCUAGACCACCCCCACCGUUACAUGCUCAAGUGCGUCCCCCUCAUCCAGUAAGCACUCAACCACCACCAGCAGAGUUACGCAUACAAGCAAGCUACACACCUCCGUUCAGCCCACCUGUCUCGCCAACUUCAACUGCAUCUCAACCGCGUUCAACGUCAACCCUCGCAUCAUCAGACGGACAUAGAGUUGCUACACCAAGUACAGAGCAACCUUCAAGUGACAACCCUUCUCCAACAGACUCUGGGAAAGCUCACAGCACAUCCUCUGGAAUUUCGUCUGGGGAGGCGUCAUCUCUUCAAAACUCCUCCCCGAUCAAAUAUAAUAUCAUCAGCCCCUACAGUGGACAGUCAUACCAGGGGACCUACAACCCUCGUUCCUCAUCCUCAAGCCAUCAGCCUGAUCUCUUUAAGGUCAUCAAGUCUGAGACUAUGAAAACAUCUCAUGAUGAACCACCACCUCCCUACAGGAGUAAAGAUAGUGCUUCAUCUGACAAUAGAUAUAGGGUUGCCCAACCAUACCAUCAAAAUGUAAACAAUGCAAACAAUGAUCAAUCUUUGAAUCAGAGUAGGUCAAACGAAGUUCCCCCCAAAAUUGGACAUGCCCCAACAUUGAGCAAUCAUUAUGCAAGCUCAUUACCUGGAGGUAGGACGAUUUCACGUACAGAUCAAAAGAGAAUUGGCAGUGGAAGCGACUCAAGUACUAAUGUUAAGACACAAAGCAUGGGGUACUCUGCUGCACCCUCUAGAUCAGCAGCCAGUCGGCUUGGUGUGACCCCUACUUUGGGUGCUGUUCGAGGUGUGUCCAGUAACAAUAAUACUACCUCUGGAAAGGGUCUCAAUCAGCUUCAUCUACAACCAAGAACUCAAGCUUCCCAGCAGUCCCUUCCACCAGGGUACUCAGUGGUCCAGGGAAGGAGCGGGAGCAACGGUGCUGUGUUUGCCAUCACCAGAACCAACCAGUCACAUGCCGGUAACCUCAACCGGCCAGAGAUACCAGUCAACAAAAACAACAAUGCAGCACCGAAUUCAACGUCAACAUUCGUCCACUCUGGCUCAAUAACAUCUAGCACCUCAAGAACGUUCAACAACCAUGCAACAUCAGGCAAUCAGUACAAUGUUCCUACUGGUGCCGGUACAAGAAACAAUGGUACCUUUAAUGCUCCGAAUAAUAAUUUUCAUUGUUCUGGUGGUACAAAGGACAGUACUAGCGGUAAUCGGGCUACUUCUUCCUCACACUCCAAUAGGACAAGCAGGGAAAGCUAUGCAAGUAAUGGUACUUUGAGUUCAGAUACCAGAAAUCCUGUUCGAAUAGGCGGUGCAAUCAAUGGCGCCGAUCACUCUUCCACAAACUACACCAUAGACAAACGGACUAGUGGUACCAGCAAUAGCAUCCCCGGUGUUAAUUCCAUGAGUACUAACAGAAGAAGUGGUGCAGCUUUCAUUAGUAAUGGUGCCAGUAACGGCGCAAGUCUUGUCAGUACUGUUGAAAGUUUUAAUAGGACUGCUGCUCCAGAACAGAAAUUGAAAUACACCAGGGAAAUUAUUCUUUGAGUUGGCAAGUUUGAGCAGAAUUCAUGUUAUUUAUCUAUUGUAGUGUAAUUGAUCUGUAUCAUGUAUGCAUGUAGA
This is a messenger RNA of Strongylocentrotus purpuratus (purple sea urchin), 4345 nucleotides long. RefSeq names its product serine/arginine repetitive matrix protein 2. The transcript is spliced from 13 exons. The coding region runs from base 365 to 4270 and encodes 1301 amino acids. Gene Ontology annotation, molecular function: protein binding. NCBI's taxonomy places the organism in Eukaryota, Metazoa, Echinodermata, Echinoidea, Camarodonta, Strongylocentrotidae. The record is from RefSeq and is a predicted model, not a curated record.